Molecule: messenger RNA, 2167 nt
Organism: Toxotes jaculatrix (banded archerfish)
Lineage: Eukaryota; Metazoa; Chordata; Actinopteri; Toxotidae
Product: tumor necrosis factor receptor superfamily member 5
Exons: 8
Coding region: 421-1458 (345 amino acids)
Biological process (GO): positive regulation of angiogenesis; B cell activation; immune response-regulating cell surface receptor signaling pathway
Cellular component (GO): CD40 receptor complex; membrane; external side of plasma membrane
Molecular function (GO): transmembrane signaling receptor activity; antigen binding; CD154 receptor binding
Source: RefSeq, a predicted model, not a curated record
GACGGAGACGAAGACAGAGACCGAGAGAGAGAGAGAGAGAGAGAGAGACAGAGAGAGAGACGGAGGGGGGAAACAGCAAAUGAGGGUCACUGGGGUUUUCCACUGUGUAGGACUAGAAAAGACAUGAGAAGUUGGUAAGGUUGAGGAGGGUAAACAUAUGUGUAGUCACAGACAGAUCAGACGGCAAAAAGAGAGUGAAUACAGACAAAUGUGAGCACUGAAUGAGUGAACAUCAGAAAAAAGAGAGCAGCAAAAGAGAUUUCAGCAUCUGUGAUGCACUUUGAGCCAAGAUAACUAAAAGAGUGGUAAUUUCAAAGGUUAGGAGCAAGAUCAGAGAAAGAGUGUAGAGGCAGAGAGUCAUUAUAGUCUCAAGCUUAGAUAUUUUGCACACAGGUGGUGGACUAAUCGAAUGGGCUACACAUGGCUAAGGUGAAUUGCAGUAAGGAUUCGUACUCUAAAGAUGGAAGAUGCUGUGAUCGCUGUCCCGCAGGAACGUAUGCGCAAGCUGAGUGUGAUGGCGAAAAGCCGACAGUGUGUGCUAAAUGUCCUGACGGGUUCUAUACAGCCACAAAAAAUCACUUGAACAAAUGCCAAGUCUGCCGCGAGUGCAGUUCCCAUAACAACCAGAGGAAAGCAAAAGAAUGUUCAGCUACAGAGAACACAGUGUGCGAGUGUAAGUCUGGUUUGUACUGCAGUAAUGAUCAGUGUGACCACUGCCAGCCAGUGACCCCCUGUUCUGUGGGUGUAGGAGUCAAGAAUCCAGCCAAUCGCACCAGUGAUACAAAAUGUGCUCCAUGUGAAGAAGGGACCUACAGCAACGUAACAGAUUUCCUCUCACCCUGUAAACCACACACUAGAUGUGAGGUGUUAGGGAGGACGCUGAAAGUUCACGGAACCAAAACAACUAAUGCCGUCUGUGGUGACUUCUUACCUCGUCCCCCAGGUUGUUCCUGGAUAUUGCCUGCAAGCCUGUGGUCAGGACUGGUGCUGACAGCACUCUUCCUGUUUGUUGUUGUCAUCUGCUGGAGGGCAAAACGUAAAUCAUACAGAGCAGCCAGUCCCAAUGCUCCUGUAACUCUGGUAGAGAUGGUUCCCACCACAGAUGUCACUUCGCUGGACCUGCAUUUACCAUCCACAGAGCUGAACGGCCACUGCCAAGAGCUGAAUGGCCACUGCCAAGAGCUGAACGGCCACUGCCAAGAGCUGAACGGCCACUGCCAAGAGCUGAACGGCCACUGCCAAGAGAGCUGCGCCAUGGAUGAAUGCAAGAUACGGCUUUUUACCACAGAUGAUGAUUUGGUGAAUUGCAGCAAGGACAGCAGCCUUCCUAUAACACCACUGAAGGCCUCAGUUUCAUUUGUUGAAUCCAAACACAACAACGGAAGUGUAAGAUACCACACCGCCAACUUUCUUAGGACCUACUCAGAGCCACAGGAGGACGAGUGGUGUGGGACAUAAAGUAAAUUUUGUUCUGACAGUACAAGGAUGGAGCUAAGAGUCCUUCUCUAGUUUGAAGAUGCUGCAACUUCUUGUAUAAGCCUUAAACUGUAACUACUUACAACAAAGUAGGAUUUUACUUUCUGGAGAGUUGAAGUUGGCUGAUCAUUUGUCGCCUCCUGCAGGACUUUUAUGAGAACUUCAACUUGGGUAAUGAGAUAAUUCUGUGUAGCAUUUACAGCGAACAGCUACAAACCUGACACCAAGUCAUUAAGAGAACAUUCAUCAUGAGAGCAGACUUGUUGAAUGGAAACACUGGUGCAGCUCUUUACUUGAGUUAUUCCCUUUGAUGUGAAUUUGUCAUAGAUAAGAGCUUCACAAGUAAAAACAGCGCUGUCUGUGGUCUUUAGUAACAGCUGAGUGCUGUCUUUAUCAAAGGAUAUGUCUUGUUAUAUUAGUAUUUUUCUUAUUGUCAGCAAAUCCCAUGAAAAUACCAAAGUCAACAACAAAUUAAUCCUACUAUUUUGUCUUCAUUUUUUUUAGUAUUGCCUGCAUAAUAACAGUCUGAUAUAUUUUAUUCCUUUGUGAAACAUAGCUCCACUCUUGUCCAAAAACUAUUAAAACCACCAGAACCAGAACGAGUAGCAUUUUCUAAAAACUACAUUGCCCAGAUCUUUCAGGAAAUUACUGAGAAUUAAAAAAAAAAAAAAUUAACCCUGUGAGCCCGUAC